CUCAAAGUUGAGAGAUUUUAUUUUCUCAUUGUUUUUAGUUUCUCAUCAUAACAGUGUUGAUUGGGUUUUGAUUUGAUAGAAGAUUUAAAUUAAAAGUGUAAUUCAGGGUUCAGUCAAGACGGGUCUUCCGUUGUGGAUGCUUGGGUGGGGUGUGGAAAGUUUGCAAGCUGACAUGAAUCGUUUGCUCGCCUUACUCUUCCAUCAGGGAGUCUUAGACGAGCAAUUCUUGCAGCUUCAACAGCUUCAAGAUGAGUCAUCACCAAACUUUGUUUCCGAAGUAGUCACGAUAUACUUCCGGGAAUCUGAGAAGCUUCUUAGAAGCCUUAGAGAACUCCUGAUGGAUAAAGAGUUGUUGGAUUACAAGAAAUUGGGAAUACAUGUGAACCACUUCACGGGCAGUAGUUCAAGCAUUGGAGCUAAGCGAGUUAGAAGUGUUUGCGUUGCAUUCCUUGCUGCAUCUGAACAGGAAAAUAGAGCUGGGUGUUUGCGGGCACUAGAGGUGUUGGAGCACGAGUACUGUUAUCUCAAAAACAAAUUACAUGAACUGUUCCAAAUAGAGCAGCAAAGAGUGAUGGUUUCUGGUGUUAGAUAUCCCAUGCAUCACGGAUGAGAAGAUGAUACAACUUUUUUCUUUCCAGAUUUUUGUACUUUAAGUAGUGUGUGUAGUUCUUGUUGC
This is a messenger RNA of Papaver somniferum (opium poppy), 676 nucleotides long. RefSeq names its product pseudo histidine-containing phosphotransfer protein 6-like. Lineage: Eukaryota; Viridiplantae; Streptophyta; Magnoliopsida; Ranunculales; Papaveraceae. Gene Ontology annotation, biological process: phosphorelay signal transduction system; cytokinin-activated signaling pathway; phosphorylation. The record is from RefSeq and is a predicted model, not a curated record. Bases 137 to 610 code for a protein of 157 amino acids. Gene Ontology annotation, cellular component: nucleus; cytoplasm. The transcript has 5 exons. Gene Ontology annotation, molecular function: protein histidine kinase binding; histidine phosphotransfer kinase activity.